AUGUCCUCGGAUGCUUCAAGACAAGUGCGGUCCCAGCUUACAGGAAGCUGGGAGCUUAUUGAAUACAGCUUGCAACUUGCGACGGACCCAUCAAACAAAUUGUACCCGAUGACUGCCCACGUCAAGGGGAUUAUACUCUACACCGAAGACGGGUACAUGUCGGCACAACUGCACAUUCCGGGCCAGAAGCCUUUUGAAGGCGAACAACCCUUUGAGCGCUCUGUUAGUGCUGAGGAAGCGGCGGCCGCCGAGGCCGAAUGGGCCAAGGUCGGACGGAACUACGUGGCCUACACGGGGGAAUUCUAUAUUGACGUCGACAACCAACAACCUGUCAUCAAACACCACAUGCGAUGCGCCAGCUUACCUUACAUGGUGACGGACGUGCAAGAGAGAACCUUCCAGUUUGAAGAUAGGAGUGAUGGGAACAGGUAUUUGGUCCUUGGACUCCCGCAACCAAUCAAGGUGCGAGGCGAGACCAGAAAUGUCUUCGUGCUUUGGAAGCGGUUGCCCUUCAACGAGCGCGCUGAGCCGGAUCUGGCACGGAAAUGGUGA
Fonsecaea multimorphosa CBS 102226 is the source of this 552-nucleotide messenger RNA. RefSeq lists its product as uncharacterized. Bases 1 to 552 code for a protein of 183 amino acids. Lineage: Eukaryota; Fungi; Ascomycota; Eurotiomycetes; Chaetothyriales; Herpotrichiellaceae. The record is from RefSeq and is a predicted model, not a curated record. The transcript has a single exon.